This is a messenger RNA of Hyalella azteca, 2075 nucleotides long. RefSeq names its product putative metabolite transport protein YwtG. Gene Ontology annotation, biological process: transmembrane transport. Gene Ontology annotation, molecular function: transmembrane transporter activity. NCBI's taxonomy places the organism in Eukaryota, Metazoa, Arthropoda, Malacostraca, Amphipoda, Hyalellidae. The record is from RefSeq and is a predicted model, not a curated record. The transcript has 10 exons. Gene Ontology annotation, cellular component: membrane. The coding region runs from base 288 to 2069 and encodes 593 amino acids.
CGUUUAAAUUAGGCUCCGAUUAACAUCAAAAGCUCGAGCAUUGAAUUAAUGUGAGGGUGUACAGUUCUGGUAACGAGAUGUCACCACUCGCCAAAAUAUUACAUAAGGCUUAAUUAUUGUAAUUUUUGCCCACACACCCGUAGCCAUCCUUGCAUUAUUUUCAAUCUGGUAACGAGAUGAUAAACAACAAUCAAACUGUCUCCAAAAUAUAACAUAAGGCUUAAUUAUUGAAAUUUUUGCCCAUACACCCGUAGCCAUCCUUGCAUUAUUUUCAAUCAUCGUCAAAAAUGCCAUUUAGUAGAAGUUUCGUCCUAGACCAUUCGCAAGACGAGCCGAGCAAGAAAAUACAAAACCAAAUUCUGGCCAGCGACAGAGAGCAUCAUAAUUAUGCGUAUGUACGUGAUAACAAGUCAAUAAAUUCAUCAUCAUCAUCCGGAUCAGAAGCUUGUGAAACUAACGUAUGUAAAGUUGACAACACAAGUUACAGUGGUGAACGUUACUCAGAGGCGCGUCGGAAUGAAUAUCCGAGUUAUAGAAUUGAAGGACGACCAUAUCAAGUGGUUGUGGUGUUUAUGAUGAGCUUCGCUUUUCUCUGCAUUGGCGGCGUCUUGGUUUUUCCUUCAGUUAUCCUGUCGGACGUGCGUGUUUACAAUACCACCAUUUAUGGUUCUCAGAUGUCCUUCACUAAAGUUCAACAGGAUCUCAUGGGGAGUUUAUCAAGCGUGGGAGCCGUGUUGGGAGUUUGGGGAGGCGUGUUGUCGCAGCGCUUCGUCAGCAAAAUUAAAGUCUUCAUCGGUAUCGCGGUCAUCGCUUGUGUCUCGUGGGUAGCCAUCGCACUGUCCCCUUAUGCCUGGCUUUGCUUGCUCUUCAGGGUUCUGAACGGCGUGGUGUACGGCGCAGUGACGGCGACUGGCAUAGCCUACAUCGUGGAGGUGACAGAUGACGUCCUACGCGGACCACUUACUCUUGUAUGCGCUGCAUCCAUCAGCAUUGGCCAGGUGCUGAGUGUGGUGCCGGCAUAUUGGCUGCGGUUCUACGAAGUCGCAUUCGUAGAUUGUAUUUUCCCAGCUUUGUUCCUAAUUUGCUGCAUCUUCUUCUUGCCUCACAGUCCUACCGCUCUAGUCUUAUCAGGCAAACUCGGUGAUGCCAAGCGUAUUCUCACUCGACUCCGUAUCAAAGGAACAGACGUCGAUGCUCAGAUCAAAGACUUCCAAGAGAUCAAUAAGCUCCACAGGCAAACUAACGCAGUCAAGUCUCUUGCAAAUCGUGAAGUUCUCAAAAGACUUGGUAUUGUCUUCGUGCUGUUCAUCAUCCAGGUGUUCUCAGGUUACACGAUAUUUGUGGCCCAAACAGCGCGUAUCCUGGAAGACUCCGGCAGUACCAUGGAGGCGACACUGGCCACCUUCCUUGUGCAGCUCUCGCAGUUGCUGGGGAUCUCGAUCUCGGUCGUGCUGGUGAAAUGGUUGGGGCGACGCGGUUGUCUGCUUCUCUCGCACCUCAUCAUGGCGGUGUCGGUGGCGGUGCUUGCCAUCUUUGUGCUCCAGACGCGCGCGUCAGGAGGCGACCGAAUGAGCAACAACGUCACCGUUGUGGAUGAUGAACAAAAUGUCCCAACAUGGCAAAUUCCACAGCAAGCAGAUGAAGAAACGGGCGACAAUGUCUACUUCCGCUCUGCGGCGUGGAUGUCCGUAGAGUGGCUGCACGAUUACCUACAAACCACGGCCGAGAACUCGACUUUAGCCGGCACCAGCACCGCAGCCGUCGGCGAGUACGGCUGGGUGCCGCUCGUGUGCCUCGUGUGCGCUCAGAUGGGCGCUGCUGUGGGCAUCCAGAGCAUCCCUUUCAUCCUCUCUUCUGAGUACUUCCCCACCGCCAUCAGACCCAUUGCGUCUGCAAUUUGCGUGUCAGUUGCCAUGAUACUGGGAGUGCUGAACCUGCAACUCUACUCGCCCCUGCAGGACGCUUUGUCCCAGGCGGGACUGCUGUUCCUGCACAGCGCGGUCUCGGUCCUGGCAAUUCCGUUUACUUUCUUCAUGGUACAGGAAACUGUCGGUAAAAGUGUUGGGUGAUGACCG